Messenger RNA from Anthostomella pinea, 240 nucleotides. The record is from the annotation of a GenBank genome assembly. Lineage: Eukaryota; Fungi; Ascomycota; Sordariomycetes; Xylariales; Xylariaceae.
AUGACGAGCAAAGACACGACCGCAGCAGACUUCACGUCCUACUACCUCCAGCAAUCGACCAAGGAGUUUGCCGAGGACCUGGACAAGAUCCGCAGCGCCGACGACUUCAAGGGCGACGCGCUGCCCGUGCUCGUCAAGUCGCUGCAGCAGGGCACGUCGAUGUUCUCGCCUGCCGACCAGAAGCGUGUUGUCGAUGCGCGGAAACCCGCCGCCUCCUCGCAGGGGGAAUCCGACAGCUGA